AUGAUUCAGGGGUGCCAGAGUCUGGGUGUCUCGGCGACAAUCAAGCAUUUUGUCGCCAACGAGCAGGAGACUGAGCGCACGACUGUUGACGAGGCCAUCAGUGAGCGCGCCCUGCGUGAGAUGUACCUGAAGCCUUUUGAGAUCGCUGUCAAGGAGGCCAAGCCGUGGGCCAUCAUGACCGCUUACAACUUGAUCAACGGCAAGCAUUGCGAUUCAAAUGAGUGGCUGCUAAAGGAGGUCCUGAGGGGCGAAUGGGGAUGGAAGGGCCUAGUCAUGAGCGACUGGGGAGGAACAAAUUCCGUUGCGGAGGGCCUCAAGGCCGGCGUGGAUAUUGAGAUGCCCGGGCCGCCGAGGAUACGCAAGCCUGCUGCAGUUCUGGACGCGGUUCACAAGGGCGAGGUCACGGAGGACGUUAUCGACGAGCGGGUGCGGGCCAUCCUAGAGUGGACGGAGCAGCUCAACGGGUUUAAAGACCCGGUCAUUGCUGUCGAGGAGGCCGUUGAUCGACCGGAGCAUCGGGAGUUGAUCCGGGACGCGGGCGCAAGAGGUAUCGUGCUGCUGAAGAACGAUAACAACAUCUUGCCUCUGACGAAGGAGAAGGUUAAGGGCAAGAAGAUUGCACUGAUCGGCUACGCGAAAGACGGACUUGCACACGGUGGUGGAAGCGCGAGUGUCAACGCCCACUACAGACUUCCGCCAUGGGAUGCACUUCACUCGGCACUUGGUGACGAAGUGACUUUUACCUACGCCAAAGGUGCUCACAAGGAGCGCCUGUUACCUCCUAUCAACCAAGACGGAAAGGUCGGCAAGAUUACUGGACUGGACGGACAGCCCGGCUUCAGUCGCGUCUUCUAUGACUUUGGCAGAGAGGACGCCGAACCUGUCUCCGUGCUGAACAGCUACCCCAACUCAGCUUACUCUCCGUUGGGCUCUCAAGAGUCCAUGUGGAAGACGCUCGACAUCGUCGGCGACUUCACUCCGUUCGAGACCGGAACACAUUACAUAGCCUGCUCAGGUAUCGGCCCAACGCAAGUCUGGGUAGACGAUGAGAUUGUCUUCGAACAGGGGGGCAAUUGUGCCGAUCCCAUGGGUGCUCUGUUCCUCGCUGCCAAUGAGCCGGAGAUCAAACAUGCCUUCACGGCAGGCAAGACCUAUCGCCUGCGCAUCCACAGCAAGCCCCCAACCAAGAUCGGCCUCGAGAUUCUUGAGGGCCGAACUGGCGUGCGCAUGGGCUUUGCUCUAGAAUCAGACCAUGACGCAGACUUGCAGGGUGAAGCCGCCCGAGUAGCCUCCGACGCAGACGUCGCCAUCGUCUUCACCGGCCAUGACCCGCAGUGGGAGACCGAGGGCAGAGACCAAGAAUCCUUUCAUCUUCCGUGCGACCAGGACGGUCUCAUCGAGGUGGUGGCGAAGACGAACAAGAAUACCAUCGUCGUUAACUCCACAGGGGUCGCAGUCGCCAUGCCUUGGCUUGACAAGAUCUCCGCGCUCGUCCAGUCGUGGUUUCUGGGGCAGGAAUGCGGCAACGCUAUCGCCGACGUGUUAACCGGCGCCGUGAACCCGGAGGGCAAACUUCCCGUCAGUUUCCCGACACGCAUUGAGGAUGCGCCCGCGCACGGAAACUUCCCCGGUGAGCGCAACGCCGACGGUCAGCUCAAGGUUGAGUAUGCUGAGGGCGUUUUCGUCGGGUAUAGACACUACGACCGCGUUGACAAAGAGGUCUUGAACUUCCCCUUUGGUUACGGUCUCUCAUACACAACGUUCGACUACACCAACUUUGAAGUAGUCAAAGAGAGUGAUGCUGUGGAUGCGUUUGAGGUUUCGCUGGAUGUCGCCAACACAGGUGCCGCCGCCGGCGGAGCCGUCAUUCAGGUCUACGUCGGAAAGACGGAGCGGUCGGCGGACACGCCGGUCAAGGUUCUGGUGGCAUUCGAUAAAAUUCGGCUGCAGCCUGGCGAUAAGCAAACUGUAAAGCUGAGGGUCUCGGCGAAGGAUUUUGCUUCCUUCGAUGAGACGGAUCGGCAAUGGGUCGUUGACACAGGGGAGUACAGCUUUUACCUCGGCCAGUCUGCGGCCAAGACCAUGCAAACUGUUCCCGUGAAUCUGGGGAGAAUGACGUACCAGCGGUAA
Messenger RNA from Colletotrichum spaethianum, 2130 nucleotides. Its product is annotated as beta-glucosidase B. The coding region runs from base 1 to 2130 and encodes 709 amino acids. Gene Ontology annotation, biological process: glucan catabolic process. The record is from RefSeq and is a predicted model, not a curated record. NCBI's taxonomy places the organism in Eukaryota, Fungi, Ascomycota, Sordariomycetes, Glomerellales, Glomerellaceae. Gene Ontology annotation, molecular function: beta-glucosidase activity. The transcript has a single exon.